This is a messenger RNA of Saccostrea cuccullata (small rock oyster), 863 nucleotides long. Its product is annotated as short-chain collagen C4-like. The record is from RefSeq and is a predicted model, not a curated record. The transcript is spliced from 3 exons. The coding region runs from base 30 to 794 and encodes 254 amino acids. NCBI's taxonomy places the organism in Eukaryota, Metazoa, Mollusca, Bivalvia, Ostreida, Ostreidae.
GUAUCCAGUACUGACUUACUCGUAAUACAAUGAAGGUCGUAUCAAAUUUUCGUUUGGUUGUCUUAUACUUGUUUUGUUUGUCUGUCGAUACUAAGUUACCGUCAAGGGAAGAUAAACGCCUUUUAUUGGACGAUCCAACGCUGAUACAUUCUGAGCUCCAGGCCCUGAAACACGAAGUCCAGUCUCUUCGGUCACAGUUAUUGGAUCAGUCACGAUCUAAAAGCGGAGAAGGCGAGACAUACAUCAUAUGGGGGAAGAAAGCAUGUCCAGCGUUAAACGGCACACGCACAGUUUACAGUGGAAUUUCAAGUGGACGACAAUAUACAAAUCAUGGCAGUGGAAGUAACACUCUAUGCCUACCACACAAUCCUGAUCCUACGCCUGUGGACUUUCCUGAACACUUUCAAAGUGACAUAUCAUCUUUUACUGGGUCACUUCAUGGUGCCGAGUACCAAUUUACCUACAGAAACAUUGCCAUAGAAGAUGAUGUCCCAUGUGCCGUGUGCAUGGUUUCCAAUGCAGCGUCAACUUUAAUGGUGCCUGCUAAAACUUCUUGCCCAGCUGGCUGGACUGUGCAGUAUACCGGGGUACUAACCUCCGGUUCAGAUUAUACUAAUCACUAUGGAACAGACUACUUAUGCCUUGACGACAACCCAGAAUACGCGACAGAGGGAGCUCGCAUGCACAGUUAUAAUGGGAAAUUGUUCUAUCCCGUACAUGCAGUGUGUGGAUCCUUACCCUGUCCACCUUACAAGAAUCAACAGCUUGUGUCUUGUGUUGUCUGUUCAAUUUAAGGUCAAGAUCUAGUAAAUAAAAGGUGUCUACAGAUUCCUCAAAUCUGAGAAAUAAAUUCCUUUAAUGAU